Molecule: messenger RNA, 807 nt
Organism: Micromonas pusilla CCMP1545
Lineage: Eukaryota; Viridiplantae; Chlorophyta; Mamiellophyceae; Mamiellales; Mamiellaceae
Exons: 1
Coding region: 1-807 (268 amino acids)
Source: RefSeq, a predicted model, not a curated record
AUGCUGACGACGCCCCUGGACGACGACGCGAUCGAGGGGUACUACGUCCCGUUCCACGGGCAUCGCGCGAAAGACCUCGCGCUCGCGCUGAACGCGCUUCGACGGCGACACGACAGGGUCGUCUUCCUCGCCGGGGAUUCGUCGCUGGACAACAAGUACUGGCACGACUCGUGGGCGGACGCGAUCAACGGGUACGAGCGCGUGCUCCGGCCGCAGCGGAUGAAGAGAGACGUGUGUUACUGGAUGAACGCGGAGGCGGCCGCGGACGACGCGCGCGGGGCGGGACGGAGGAACGCGUCGUCGUCGAACACGUCGUCGUCGUCGCCGUCGUCCAUCGGCUGCGUCAACGCCGCGGUCGAGGCGACCGCGCUGAACGACCGCGCGUUCGGCCGCUUGCUCCCGCAAGACGCGUUCGUCCGCGACAACAUCACGGAGAACGACGUCCUGAUCGUCUCCGUCGGCGGCAACGACGUCGCCCUGCAGCCUCUCUUGUGCACGUGCCUCAAUCUCUCCGCGCUCGUCUGUUGCGUCCCCGCCGCGUGCGUGGAAAAGUGCGCGCGCGCGUCGCCGCCGAACCUCUACCGGUGCCGCGGACGCGACGUAGACUGCGGGUGCGUCGGGUGCGGGUGCCAAGGGUGCGUCGCCGGUCUCGCGGGGUGGCCCCCCGGGUUCGGGUACGUCGCGGACUUAUUCAAAAACCGAGUGGAGAAUUACGUCCGCAAGCUGUGCGCCGCGACGAGACCGAAGGUGCGUUCUAUACACUGGUCCCCAUACGACCGCGUUGGUGUGGUGAACGCCGAUCCUUAA